Messenger RNA from Artibeus jamaicensis (Jamaican fruit-eating bat), 3483 nucleotides. RefSeq names its product podocan (gene PODN). The coding region runs from base 404 to 2248 and encodes 614 amino acids. The transcript has 12 exons. The record is from RefSeq and is a predicted model, not a curated record. NCBI's taxonomy places the organism in Eukaryota, Metazoa, Chordata, Mammalia, Chiroptera, Phyllostomidae. Gene Ontology annotation, molecular function: protein binding.
GUCCCACGUGGGGAAAGGGCAGGCGUCCCCCUCCCCCCGCCCGUGGGGACCCUCCGCCCGUGUCCGGAGGAGGCCUGCGUCCAGCAGAUGCACGCGGGGAGUGGGGAGGGGUGGCGGGGGAGAGGCGGGGAGGAGGAACCCACAACAAAACUUGCGUCGCCGAGCGCGCGCGGCUGGACUCGAAUGGAAGGAGCCCGCGCCCGCAGAGCGCAGCGGGACUCGGAGGAGCGCCUUCGGCCGGCGGGGCGCGGUGCAGCGCGGGGACGCAGCAGCCUGGUCCCUCCCUGUGUGCCCAGAACCGGCUCCAUAUCCUCCACCAGAACCACCGCACAGCCCCUGGAAGCUCCACACUGUCCGUGCAUAAGCCUGCCAGGGCCACGCUCCUCAUCUCCCCAACGGCACCAUGGCCUGGAGCAGGGCGCUGCUGCUCCUGCUGCUGUUGCCGCCACAGCUGCAGCUUGGACUGGUGCUCGCCGUGAGGGCGCCUGUGUUUGGCCGGAGUGGCACCCACAGCCUGAGUCCUGAAGAGAACGAAUUUGUGGAGGAGGAGCCCGUGCUGGUCCUGAGCCCGGAGGAGCUGGGGCCUGGCCCAGCCACCAUUAACUGCCCCCGAGACUGUGCCUGCUCCCAAGAAGGGGUGGUGGACUGCGGUGGCAUCGACCUGCAUGAAUUCCCAGGGGACCUGCCUGAGCAAACCAACCAUUUGUCCCUGCAGAACAACCAGCUAGAGAAGAUUUACCCUGAGGAGCUCUCCCGGCUGCAUCGGCUGGAGACUCUGAACCUUCAGAACAACCGCCUGACUUCCCGAGGGCUCCCGGAGGAGGCGUUUGAGCAUUUGACCAACCUCAAUUACCUGUACCUGGCCAAUAACAAGUUGACCUUGGCACCCCGAUUCCUGCCAAACACCCUGAUCAGUGUGGACUUCGCUGCCAACUAUCUCACCAAGAUCUAUGGGCUCACCUUUGGCCAGAAGCCAAACCUGAGGUCCGUGUACCUGCACAACAACAAGCUGGCGGACGCCGGGCUGCCGGACAACAUGUUUAACGGUUCCAGCAACGUUGAGAUCCUUAUUCUGUCCAGCAACUUCCUACGCCAUGUGCCAAAGCAUCUGCCACCCGCCCUCUACAAGCUGCACCUCAAGAACAAUAAGCUGGAGAAGAUCCCACCGGGGGCCUUCAGUGAGCUGAGCAACCUGCGGGAGCUGUACCUGCAGAACAACUACCUGACUGAUGAGGGCCUGGACAACGAGACCUUCUGGAAGCUCUCCAGCCUGGAGUACCUGGAUCUGUCCAGCAACAACCUGUCACGGGUCCCAGCGGGGCUGCCACGCAGCCUGGUGCUGCUGCACCUGGAGAAGAACGCCAUACGGAGUGUGGACGCGGAUGUGCUGACCCCCAUCCGCAGCCUCGAGUACCUGCUGCUGCAUAGCAACCAGCUGCGUGCGCACGGCAUCCACCCGCGGGCCUUCCAGGGCCUCAAGCGGCUGCACACCGUGCACCUGUACAACAAUGCGCUGGAACGCGUGCCCAGCAGUCUGCCCCGCCGCGUGCGCACCCUCAUGAUUCUGCAUAACCAGAUCACCGGCAUCGGUCGCGAUGACUUUGCCACCACUUACUUCCUGGAGGAGCUGAACCUCAGCUACAACCGCAUCACCAGCCCACAGGUGCACCGCGACGCCUUCCGAAAGCUGCGCCUGCUGCGCUCGCUGGAUUUGUCUGGCAACCGGCUGCACACACUGCCGCCAGGACUUCCCCGCAACGUGCAUGUGCUGAAGGUCAAGCGCAAUGAGCUGGCCGCACUGGCACGCGGGGCGUUGGGUGGCAUGGCCCAGCUGCGUGAGCUCUACCUCACCAGCAACCGGCUGCGCAGCCGGGCCCUAGGCCCCAGCGCCUGGGCUGACCUCACCCAUCUGCAGCUGCUGGACAUCGCUGGGAACCAGCUGACAGAAAUCCCGGAGGGGCUUCCUGCGUCACUGGAGCACCUGUACCUGCAGAACAACAAGAUCAGCACCGUGCCCGCCAACGCCUUUGACUCUACGCCCAACCUCAAGGGGAUCUUUCUCAGGUUUAACAAGCUGGCUGUGGGCUCUGUGGUGGAAAGUGCCUUCCGGAGGCUGAAGCACCUGCAGGUCUUGGACAUAGAAGGCAACUUUGAGUUUGGUGACGUUUCCAAGGACCGGGGCCGGUUGGAGAAGGAGGAGGAAGAGGAUGAGGAGGAUGAAGAGGAAGAGGAAGAGGAAAGGCGAUAGUGACCAGGUUGGCCGGGAACAUGUUCCUGGGAAGACAGUCAGGAGUUGAAGAGUUUCAGAACCUGGGACAGGAGGGGCCUUGGGAUCAUCGGAACACCUCCCCUGGGGGUCGAGACCCUCCUGAUGCAGCCCCACCUCUCUCCACAGCCGCACCUCCUCCCACCAUGGGCUACCCCCCAGCACCGAGAGCUCCAACACCAACUGCAUACAGUCCCUUAAAGGCACCGCGUCUUUUCAGAUCAAUCCUGUGUUCACACCGUCACUUCUGUUUGGUGCCCUUCCUGAUUCUCUAACUGCUACGCCAUCAACUAGAGCUCAAGCCUUCCUCACCGCUCCAGGUCCGCUCUGGGGCCCCGCCCCUGAGUCACCUACUUUCCAGAGCACAGUGUGGCUUGCACGGCUGCCCCCCGCAGACUGACAUCCUUGAAGCUGGCACUUGGUCGCUCAUUCCUCAUUCAUGGUGUCCAACCCAGGACCUGGCACAUAACUGGGAUCGCUACUCUAAUUAAUAUUGAGAAGCUUUAUUUUCAUAAAGCUAAAGGAGGAGGGAGUCUUGUCCACCAGAUAUGAAAAAUACUAUAAAGAUGUAGCUGUCAAAACAGGGAGAAGCUGGCACAGCCGUCCAAAGAAAAACCAAUGUAAUGGAACCUGUAGCCCAGAAACAGAACUGGGCCAUCUAGCAUUUCACAGUUGACAAAAGUUGCUUCACAAAUCAGGGAAGAAAAGAUAAACUCACUAUAGACAACUGUGCAGCCAACCAACGCUUCAGAAAAAUAAAAGUUAGAUCCUUAUUUGCACUUUGUACCCAAAUAAAUCCCAGAUGGUUUAAAGAAAUAAAUAAUUUUAAAAUGCACCCAUAAAAAACUAAAACAAAAUAUAGAUUAAUGUUUUAUCAGAUCAUAGGCUAUGGGAGGACUGAGAACAAAAGGAGCAAUAAAAAUGAACAGAUGUCACCACAUAGAAAUUAAGAAUUUCCUAAGUGCAACACGAUAUCCUGGAUUGGGUUCUGGGGCAGAAGAAAAGGACAUCAGUGGAAAAACUGGUGAACUCCAAAGCAGGUCUUUAAUUCAGUUAGUGUUGCACUAAUUCGGUUUCAGUUUUGAAAGCUGCCGGGUAUACCAGUGCUGACCCCAGAGGAGGUUGGGUGAGGGGCACUUGGAGAACCCGCACAAUCUUAUUGCAGUUUUUCUGUUAACCUAACACUGGGUUACCAUAAAAAGCUAAUAACAUUAAGA